Messenger RNA from Drosophila erecta, 2193 nucleotides. Its product is annotated as probable ATP-dependent RNA helicase DDX46. The transcript is spliced from 4 exons. Lineage: Eukaryota; Metazoa; Arthropoda; Insecta; Diptera; Drosophilidae. Bases 460 to 1542 code for a protein of 360 amino acids. The record is from RefSeq and is a predicted model, not a curated record. Gene Ontology annotation, molecular function: 3'-5' exonuclease activity; 5'-3' exonuclease activity.
GUGUCAGCCCAUCGCUAUUCCUAUCGCCAGGCUCGUGAGAUUCUCGGCAGUUGAAAAUUUUUCGUCGUACUCUCGUAACAACAAAGGCGAAUCCGAAAAUCCGAUACGUUUCAGAGUCGCAAUCAAGUCGCAAGUCAAGAGUUAAGCACAAAUCGCCACUAAAAACAGGCAAACAAGCUGAAUCGCACUGAUUCGCACGUAGCCAGCCAAACGGAAGGACUCCUCCGCAUCCACAGCCACAACAGCAGCAACGGCAAGCAGCGAGAACGACAUCCACGGAUGAUAACGUAACGUAGCCGCAACGUUGGAGCAACACCACCUUCCACUUCUACCGCAGCGGACAUCGCAAACAAAACCGAACCGCAGAUCCAAAAAAGAACAAAAAGAUAACUGAUUACAAAGUAUACAGAUAUUGUGUAUAGUUUCGAUUUGCAGAUCAUCACUACAUCAACAUCCGACAUGUCGGCGGCCCGCCUGCCCUACUAUCAGCAGGAUCAGGAGGACGGCCACCAGCGGCGCGCCGGACGCGGCCAUCAGCGUGGCUACUAUGAGCGUGGCUCCGUUUCCGGAUCCUACAGAAGAGAGCGCGGUCGCUACAGUCGCAGCCGCUCGCGUUCCCGUAGCCGCUCCGCCGAACGCUCUGGUCAGCGUCGCCGCCGCCAGGAGCGGCAGUCAUCCCGUUACCAUAGAGACCGCGACUCCAGGGAUCGCUCCAGAGAUCGUUCCAGGGAUCCCUCCAUAGAUCGCUCCAGAGAUCGCGAGAGGGAUCACUCAAGACGCUCCAGCCACUACCGCCGCUCUGAAUCGCCGGCCUAUUCUGGCCCUGGCCCAUCCGGAUCCAGCAACAGUCAACGCAGAGGCCACCAUGCAUCGUUAUCCAGUAAAUCUGACCUAAGCGUCGUACAGAAAACAGCCGCUACAGCUGCCGGCGCCACAGAUCAGGUUCAGUUGACUGGAAAGAGCAGUGCCGCUUCCGCGGUGGGCGCCUACUACAACCUUGACACCGACGAGCCCUUUGACAAGGAGCGCAUCCACCGCGAGAUGGAGCAGAAGCUGCGCGAAGCACUGGCCAGGGAGGGCAAAGUGUACCCGCCGCCAAAGCCGGAGCCACCUUCGCAUCCUGUCUUUGCCAACGACGGUUCGUUCAUGGAGCUGUUUAAGAAGAUGCAGGAGGGCCAGAAGGAGCACGCGAGCAGCCAGUUGGUGCAGCCAGCGGUGGAAGAGCUCAUGCAGCAGCAGUUCGUCUCGCCGGAGGCCUCGUCAGCGCCUGCGCUGCCGGCCAUUGCAGUGGGAGCUGCCAGCAGUGCUGCGGCACCGUACAUUGCCGCCGCGGCGGCCGGCAAGCUGGCACCGCCCCCACCCAUCGUGGGACGACGUCGCGGCGGAAAAGUCCUAAAGACUGGCGUAGUGGCCAAGGUGAAGACGCCCAAUGAGAGCGACGUGGACCCCAAGGACUUCUGGUCGUUGUACCUGGCCGAGGUCAACAAGUACAAGAGCAACGCCUGCGAUACGGACAACGGAAAGCGGCCGCUCGUCAAGUAGUCGCCGAGACAGUCCCGCUUUUCAUAGAAACAUGAACUUGAACGCAGAUAAAGCGGGAAACGUGAACUCGAUUUUGAUUCGACCAAUACCCCUGUUCCACACUCCCGAUACACACAUUGCGAUCCCCCCCAGGCCCUUUGAAUGUUUUGUACACGAAAGCAAGCGAACACAGAUGCGUAGUUUAUAGUCAUAGUGGAGGGCUUUCGAGCUGCAAGCGCGAGCAGUGUAAUUUGUAUUUUUUUCACACGAAUCGAGGGACUAGCCACAGCCUCGACAUACACAUAAUACGAUAAUCAUAGUCUAGAUAGUAAGCGAUAAGUUUAGCAAAACCAUACGAGUGUAUCUCUCUAUAUAAUAUGAUAUAUACCGCUCAUUAAGCAACCGCAACUGAAGAACUAACCUUUGUGAUUUAUAUAUCUAUCUCUUCCUCCCCGUUUAUGCACUGAAAUUGUAUUUACGUUUGAUUUUAAUUUACAUUCGGUUGUGUACCUCCCAUCCCGUCACCCCAUUUCGUUCAUCUCUUUCUUUUUCAUUUGGCCAACGUGACUCUGUCCCGGUCGCCGCCUUGGUUUACGAUUUGGUUGCCUUUCAAUCGGUGUUUUUUGCCCCUCCCUCGGUUUCCUUCCGUUCCGUUUCGUUUCGUUUUGUUUU